This is a messenger RNA of Mesitornis unicolor (brown roatelo), 960 nucleotides long. RefSeq names its product G-protein coupled receptor 55-like. Gene Ontology annotation, cellular component: membrane. The transcript has a single exon. The record is from RefSeq and is a predicted model, not a curated record. NCBI's taxonomy places the organism in Eukaryota, Metazoa, Chordata, Aves, Mesitornithiformes, Mesitornithidae. Gene Ontology annotation, molecular function: G protein-coupled receptor activity. Gene Ontology annotation, biological process: phospholipase C-activating G protein-coupled receptor signaling pathway; positive regulation of Rho protein signal transduction. The coding region runs from base 1 to 960 and encodes 319 amino acids.
AUGAUGUUUUUUUCCAGCAUACCUGGAGAUAUGAAUGACACCCGUGCCAAGAGCAAUAUCAGCGCUGCUGUGGAACUGUUCCAGCUUAUCAUGUACACCCCAACAUUUUCCCUGGGAUUGCUGUUCAAUGCGAUGGCCCUGUCAUUCCUGUUUUUUAAGGUUAAAAAGCUGUCAGAAUCUACAGUCUACAUGAUAGCCCUUAUUUUUCUUGACACUUUGCUGCUGUUUACCCUUCCUUUCAAAAUCAUGUCCUACCACCUUCAGGACAACUGGAACUUGGGGUCUGUGUUUUGCUCCACCUUGGAGAGCCUUUACUUUGUGAACAUGUACGGCAGCAUCCUCAUAUCCCUCUGCAUCUGUGUGGACCGGUACAUCGCUAUCCGGCACCCUUUCACGGCUCCCACCCUGCGAUCCACCAGGAAAGCUGCUAUGGUCUGUGCUGUCAUCUGCCUGGGCACCUCAGCUGGCACAGUCUUUACUUUCCAACUGCAUGAAGAGGGCCACGACAUCUUCUCCUGCUUCCAUAACUUCUCCAAGAACACAUGGGAAAACGCAGGCCUGUUCAGUGCCUUGGAGAUUACCUUCUUCGGCAGCAUGGCAGCCAUGGCCUUCUGCACUGUCCAGACCAUCAGGUGUUUGAGGAAGCACAGAAAACCAGACAACCCCCAGACACACACCAGCAGAGCGGAGAAGAUAGUGAUGACAAACUUUGUGGCAUUUUUGGUCUGUUUCACACCUUACCAUAUGGCAUAUUUUGUGUACUUUUUGGUGAAGAAUAACGUAAUCCACACCAGUUUUCAGCAACUGCUACGAGAUGGUGUUCAGGUCACACUUUGCUGGGCAAACGUGAACUGUUGUCUUGAUGGGGUGUGUUACUAUUUUGUUUUAAAGGAGUCCUUGGAAGACCCCUUACAAAACAGUGAAAAAACAGCCACGCGAAAGCCCCAUGCUGCACGUUAG